Molecule: messenger RNA, 2448 nt
Organism: Symbiodinium necroappetens
Lineage: Eukaryota; Dinophyceae; Suessiales; Symbiodiniaceae
Source: the annotation of a GenBank genome assembly
AUGGAUGAAGAAGCUGGCCUUGGCAGCGUCCGGGGCACUGCGAUAGGUGUCUAUGUGGAGAAACCCAACAAACCGGGAAAGGUUUUCAAGCUUCGAGAUGUUCGUACCCAUGGUACCAGCAAAGACUGGCCGACAGCCAGCAAAGAGAUGCCAUCGCGGCGAAGCUAUGGCAGCCAAGACUAUCCGCGAGCAGCGGAUGCUAGACGCUCUCGUGAUCCAUCGCCGCUUCCGACCCCAAGCACUUCCACCUUCCGGCCAAGAGGUCUGGAAACUCCAGACUCACGCCGUGUGGACUCAUCACCCGCGCGUGGGCGCUCCGGUUCACCACAACGACUGACCGUAGAGCCCAGAUUCCCGGAAGAGCGAAGCGUUCCUCGCUGGCAAGUGCACGCGGAUCGCAACGAAGAGGACUUGUAUCCACGUCACAGCACUAUCGAGUCCCGGCAGACUUCCUGCGACAGUUUGCGCUGGACUGCGAAUGUAGACCCGCGGCAAUCUAGCGCUGCCUUCGACGAUAGGCGUCAGCAAAGUCAGCACAGUCAGUACACAGGGAGCAGACGGCCAAGCGCAGACUACUACGGUGGCAUCGGUGCCUCAGCGGAGCUGGCAGAUUACCGAAGACCACCCGCGCCGGAGCCAGCGCCGGUGCCGGGCCCGCCAGUCACAGCGCCGCCUUCGAACGAUGACUUCCGAAGUUGGCUUGCUGGCUUGUUGGAAUCGGAGCGGGAGGUGGUGCAUGAGGUCAUCAAGGGGCGGCACAUUGAGAUCCUUAGCCAGGUCAAUCUCAAGCUCGACAGCAUGGGAAAGCCCGCAGCGCCAAGCGACAUGCCAAAGCCUUUGCGGGUGACGCCAGCACCGCAACAGAAGGGCUUGGGGUCGCAGCCGCAUUUGCCGGGAGUCUUAGUGUUGCGCGAAGAUUGGGCAGCUGGAGCGAAAGACCCCGAGACGGGCCUCAGUGCAAAAAAGGUUUCUGUGACGGACGACACUGACGCAAGGUCGCUUGGUCCGGAUGACGUGCCGGUUAUGGCGAUGUCGAGUUUGCCACCGCCAGAAAGAUCCAUAGCCUUCAGUGAGCCGGAUUUAAGAAGAACGAAGUCCGCGGGAUCGCUUGGCAGAUCAGAUACGCUUGAUGCCAAGAGCAAGGGAGCUGUUAGCGUUGCAAGCAGCCGCAUGACGCAGACCAUUCCUCAUCUUCGGAAGAACAGCCUCUUGGAGGGGCUCAAAGAGCUUCCGUUUUGGCAUCCAGGACGAUACGUGCACACGACGCAGUUCGACGCAAUUUUCUGCGGCGUCAUUUUAGCGAACACCGUCGUGAUGGCGCUGCAGAUGCAGUACAAUGGCCUUCGUCGUGGCUACCUAUUGGGUGCUCCACAUUUCAACUACGAUGCCAGUGACUACUGGCCGCAAGCGCCGGUGAUCUUCACAUUCUUGGAUUGGGUAUUUGGCAUCGUGUAUUGCUUAGAGAUGAUUGUCAAGCUCAUUGGUUUCAAGAAGCGUUUCUUCCAGGAAUGGUGGAAUUGGUUCGACGGGGCGAUUGUGCUGAUGUGGCUAGUAGAAGUUUCGCUCCAGUCCGUUGUUGCGCUGGACCCUGCGUUUCUCCGAAUGAUGCGAAUGGCUCGACUCCUUCGGCUCAUUCGACUAGUCAAGACAAUUCAAGGCUUCAAUGCGCUGUACAUCAUGACGACGGCUAUGAUGGGAAGCGCAACAUGCUUGUUUUGGUCCUUCAUGUUGCUGACCACAGUGCAAAUGAUGAUCGCGUUCUUCCUGAAUGAGAGUUUGGAGGUUUACUUCACAGAUGACACCAAGCCUGCAUCCGAGAAGCUGGAAGUUUUCGAGUACUUUGGGACGACUGCACGGGUCAUGCUCACCAUGUUCGAACUGACCCUGGCGAACUGGCCAACAGCUGCCCGAAUAUUGCAGGAGAAUGUCACAGAGUGGUAUUCUAUUUUCUCGGUUGCUUACAAGCUGAUCGUCGGCUUUGCGGCGGUUGGAAUCAUCAAUGGUGUCUUCAUGCAAGAGACCUUCAAAGUGGCAGCAUCAGAUGACAAGCUGAUGAUGCGUCAGAAGGAGCGAGAUCGGUCUCUACACACCAAAAAGAUGAGAACUCUCUUCGCAGCGGCUGAUGAGUCGGGAGACGGCUUCAUUGACCGAGAGGAGUUCUGCGAAAUUAUGAACAUCCCGGAAGUCAGGACCUGGUUGGCGGCUCAGGAGCUUCCCGUUCGUGACCCAAAUGUGUUGUUCAGUUUGCUUGAUGAUGGCGAUGCCGAGCUCACCGCGGAAGAGCUAGUCAAGGGCGUCGAGCGCCUGAAAGGAACUGCCAAAGGCAUUGACCUUGCUGCGUUCAUAGCCGAGUAUCGCGACUUCGCCUCAAAGGUCGCGGAAAAAUUGGACUUAACGCUGGAGUACCCGAUAAAGACUGACGAUGAGGAUGACGACGACGACGGGUAG